AUGGGGACGCUUAAAUCAAUUACAACAUCGAGGGAAGAAUACCAGAGUAUGAAAUCGACAACGAAGGUUCCUCGUAACGUAAACGUGUUGAUUUUGGCAGGAUAUCGCACCGGCUCUACCAUCCUCUCAGAGUUAUUCAUGAGAAAUCCCGACGCUUACUACAUAUUUGAACCAGGUUUCUUAUUGGAAUUAGACAAUUGUAGCCACGAGUUUUCUACGUUUACAAGGUCUGCCGAACUGACGCGGUUUUUGAAUGUUUUAUAUACCUGUGACUUUGAAAACGAAACGUCACAGUGCUACUUCGACGCUGCGGAAGUGAUGCGUGGUACUAUUAGGUUUAACGUACGGUGGACAAUCAAAAUGCGUCUUGGUUUAAAUUAUGCAAAUAUUAGCAAAAUGAACCUAACGGAAUAUUGUCUACAGCAUCCGAUCACAGCGGUUAAAACGAUCCGAGUCGAAAAGAUAAGUCAGGUGGUGCCAUUGAUGCGCGACCCCAAAAUUGACCUCAAAGUGAUAGACCUUGUUCGGGACCCAAGAGGUAAGGCCUCGUCAGUUUUAACAAUUAAAGACGAACUUUCAGAAAAAAUGCUUUUACGGUCAAUCGAACAUUACUGUUCCCUGGGAAUGGAAAACAUAGCUAUUGGGAAAUCGAUGGACGAGUGGCUGCGUCAUAACUACAUAGCUGUACGGUACGAGGAUUUUGCAAAUAAGCCGAUAGAGGUGACACAAAAACUAUACACGACCCUGGGUUUGGAGCUUCCUCCAGACUUGAUCCCAUGGUUAACGAUCAAUACUAGCCACGAUGGGCAUGGAAACGCAUAUUCAACAACUCGUGACUCCAAGGUCACAGCGCAUGCGUGGAGAAGAAAUUUGUCGAUACGAACAAUUCAACGAAUUGAAAAUAUACAAGCCUGUCGUGUUUUUAUGAACUACACUGGAUAUGGAUUGGUUGAUGGCAGACACAACUUGCUUAACGAUAGCAGUAUUUCAUUUCUCGAGUCACGUCCGGAAUGGUUUCUGUGA
This is a messenger RNA of Saccoglossus kowalevskii, 1023 nucleotides long. Its product is annotated as carbohydrate sulfotransferase 1-like. NCBI's taxonomy places the organism in Eukaryota, Metazoa, Hemichordata, Enteropneusta, Harrimaniidae. Gene Ontology annotation, biological process: N-acetylglucosamine metabolic process; sulfur compound metabolic process. Gene Ontology annotation, molecular function: N-acetylglucosamine 6-O-sulfotransferase activity. The record is from RefSeq and is a predicted model, not a curated record.